GAUUGACAAUAACUCCUCACUUUGUUCUGUCAUCGGCCUCUCGUAUCGCUGCAUGUGCGUAAGAAUGGCAUGCAUAUAAGCCAGCCCAGUCCCUUUGCGAUAUCCAACAUGCCCGUGCAAAGUUCCAAAUCGGUUCUCUUACAAUGAAGCUCCUUCGUACCAUUACAGCUUUUGCCCUCGUGGCACAAGCUGCGGCUCUGUCAAUCGGAGGGAAGAAUAUGAAAAUUGAGAGAGACAGUGCUGGCCUCCAAGAUAUCGUCACAUACGACGAACACUCCCUCAAGGUCUAUGGUGAACGAAUAUUCGUGUUCAGUGGAGAAUUCCAUCCAUUCCGACUACCAGUCCCUAGUCUCUGGCUCGAUGUGUUCCAAAAAGUCAAAGCUUUGGGAUUCAAUUGCGUUUCAUUCUACGUAGACUGGGCUCUUCUAGAAGGAAAGCCAGGGGUUUACACUGCUGAAGGAGUCUUCGCCUUCGAGCCAUUCUUCGAUGCCGCAAAAGAAGCGGGUAUUUACCUCCUCGCUCGUCCAGGCCCGUAUAUCAACGCGGAAGUGUCUGGUGGUGGGUUCCCAGGCUGGUUGCAACGCAUCAAAGGACAACUCAGAACCCGUGCUCCGGACUUCUUAGCUGCCACAGACACGUAUAUGGCGGGUAUCGGCGCUGCUAUCGCCAAAGCUCAGAUCACGAAUGGUGGUCCAGUCAUCCUUGUGCAGCCCGAGAAUGAAUAUACCAACGCCAUUUCUGGCGUUACUGGAGGAUUCCCAGAUCCAGUCUAUUUUGCUUAUGUCAAGAAACAACUCCGAGAUGCUGGGAUUGUUGUGCCGCUGGUCAAUAACGAUGCUUCGCCCAAAGGAUAUUUCGCGCCAGGGUACUCCAUCGGAGGAUCCACAGAGGGCAAUGUUGAUAUCUAUGGCCAUGAUAACUACCCACUGGGUUUUGACUGCGCUAAUCCUCGUACCUGGCCUGCGGGUAGGUUGCCAACGAACUUCCAUGCUCUGCACCAACAACAGAGCCCAAGUACGCCAUACGCGCUCAUUGAGUUCCAGGGCGGGUCGUUCGAUCCCUGGGGUGGCCUGGGUUUCGACCAAUGCUCUGACCUGCUGAAUAUGGAGUUCGAAAGAGUCUUCUACAAGAAUGACUUUGCAUCUGGCGUUGCAAUACUUAAUCUGUACAUGAUCUAUGGUGGAACAAACUGGGGAAAUCUUGGUCAUCCUGGCGGAUACACCUCUUACGAUUACGGCGCGAACAUUGGAGAGAAUCGCGAGAUCCAUAGAGAAAAAUACAGCGAGUUGAAGCUCCAAGGCAAUCUCCUCAAAGUCUCACCUGCGUACCUCACUUCCAGGGUAGGGACUGGAACCACCGGAACCUAUACUGAUUCAAGUAGCAUUUUCACUACGCCACUUUUCGGCAAUGGCUCAGCAACAAACUUUUACAUCAUCAGGCAUUCUGAUUAUCAGACUCUUAAUUCUGCCACGUACAAGCUGACCGUCGCGACAAGCAAGGGAGCUUUGUCUAUCCCACAACUUGGAGGGAGCUUGACUCUCAGUGGCAGAGACUCGAAAUGGCACGUGACUGAGUACGAUCUUGGCGGACUUACGCUACUGUACUCUUCGGCAGAGAUCUUCACCUGGAAGAAAUUCGGGGGAAAGACAGUCCUUGUUGUCUAUGGUGGACCAGGAGAGCAACAUGAACUUGCUGUUGUCUCUGGCAGCUCGGCGAAAAUCGUUGAGGGUGCUGAUGUUACCACUAAGAGCGUGAAUGGCUCUGCUGUUCUCAACUGGAAGACUUCGCCGACUCGGCGUGUGGUUCAAAUUGGAGCCCUUUUCGUCUACAUCCUGGACAGAAACUCUGCUUACAACUACUGGGUUCCUGAUUUCGUCCGAGACGAUCAAUGGGGAGCGUAUUCUGCCAAUAUUGGCAACACAACCUCGGUCAUUGUCCAAGCUGGCUAUCUCGUCAGGAAAGUCUACAUCAACAACAAGGCCCUUCACAUCGACGGCGAUCUUAACGCUACAGUCCCUAUCAAAGUCCUUGGCGCACCUGCUGGCUUGAACUCUCUUCACUUCAACAGCGCAAAGCUGGAUUACAAAGUCGACUCUGUUACUGGAGAGUGGUCAUCUACUCUUCAGUACAACCAGCCCAAGGUCAAUCUUCCAGAUCUUUCAUCUUUGAGCUGGAAAUACCUUGAUGAUCUUCCUGAGGUUCAGUCAACGUAUGAUGAUUCCGCCUGGACCAAAGCAGACCACACCACCUCAAACAACCCGUUCAAGUUGCAAACCCCUACAUCACUAUUCAGUAGCGACUACGGAUACCACACCGGUGUGCUGCUCUACCGCGGCCACUUCGUCGCCACCGGAAGCGAAAGCACAUUUUUGGUCCGCACCCAAGGAGGAAGCGCUUUUGGGUCCUCAGUCUGGCUGAACGCUACUUACCUCGGUUCUUGGCCAGGUAUUGACAAAGCUUCAGAGAACAACAGCACCUACACACUUCCAAACCUUACCAAGGGAAAGACUUACGUCCUCACAAUCGUCAUCGAUAACAAUGGCUUGGAUGAGAACUUUGUCGUUGGCCCUGACCAGAUGAAAGCACCUCGUGGGAUCCUGAGCUAUAACCUCGCAGGCCACGAUCAGAAGGAUAUCUCUUGGAAACUCACGGGUAAUCUCGGUGGUGAGGACUACAUUGACAAAACUCGUGGACCAUUAAAUGAAGGUGGUCUCUACGCCGAGAGGCAGGGCUUCACGCAGCCAUAUCCUCCCAAUCGACAGUGGGCUGCUGGAUCUCCGGUGACAGGAAUUAGCACUGCUGGUGUAGCCUUCUACCAAGCGAGCUUCUCGCUUGAUUUGCCAAACAACUACGACAUACCGCUCAGCUUCAGCUUUGGGAACACGACCAUCAAUGGUGCCACUGCGAAUUACAGAGCUCAACUUUGGAUUAAUGGGUAUCAGUUUGGGAAAUAUGUGAACAAUAUUGGUCCACAAUCUGAGUUCCCUGUGCCAGAGGGCGUUUUGAACUACCACGGCCAGAACUGGCUUGCCAUCGAGCUCUGGGCUCAACAAGCGUCUGGAGCUCACCUGUCGGACUUCGCCUUGAAAUCUGGCACACCAGCCUGGACAUCGAACGAUCGUCCAGAGAUGGUACCUCGACCUGCAUACAGCAAGAGGCCAGGCGCAUAUUAAGCGAGAACAAAGAGAAUAGUAAUCUGAAUGUCUAAUAUGACCGGGUAUUCUUAUUUUACAAAUCUCCAAAACACAGAUGUAUAUAAUUCAGCCUAAGAUGGCCGAAUUAAGAGAGUGGCAAUGAUAGUAACGAUCGCUGCUCCUGUAGCAGCACCUUCUAAUGCAAUCAGCGUAAUAUCCUGCUUUCGCAUCUCUACCAACCUGUUACUAAACAAGUCUUGGAAUGUGGCUUGGGCUUGGUAGGCCCAGCUUGAAGAUCGUGCUCUGAGCUUCAUGAGCUCGGUUGGUACGUGAAUAUCUUCUGGAUCCACUGCAGCUUUCGCCUCUGGCUCCUGCUCGCCUUCUAUGCAAGCUACUACCGCAUUGACUGCUGGCUCUGAACUUUCUGUACCACUCUCUGCCUCUUCUUCCAGCUCUUGGAUGCCGGCAGCUACCACGCUGUCCAAAGGCACAUCUGCUACGUUUGCAGAAUCAUGACUUCUCGCCUGCGCAGCGAAUUUCUCCUUCUCUAGUGCCUCUCUAACUUUCUCCUCAAAGCCGUGCACCAGCCUCCUCCUCCUCCAUGGCUCAAAGCCAAACUGGAAGACCAAAAACAGUAACACGUUAACCCCCAUCAGUCCCCAUGUUCCCCACGUACUCAUGCGCCGGAUUUUAUCACUCCAGAUUUGCUCCUCAUGGUACCUACUCAGGAUACUACUGCUCAGCUUACUAGCAGCAUGUUCUGCCUCCCUCUCCGAAUCCGCCAGCUUGGUAGCAGACUCCUGCACCGCCUGCUCAUUCGUGUGAUCCAUCCUAUACAGUGCCGUGAACCUUUCCAAAUCUGUCGGCGUCCAACUAUCUUUUCUGGCUAACAGACCCGUUACUUCCCUCUGUGUGGCCGCCCGGUCCGCAACAGUGGUUUUGUAGGUGAGCCGUGAUGAACGAACUGCUUCUUGUGCAUCGGAGACACGCUUCUCGAGGAGUGUGAUCCGCGACUUGAGGGCUUCGAUACCCGAGUAGCCGGUCAGAUCGUUGAUACGUUGUGAGGCGAUGAAAAUAUUGCCUUGCAGGUGGUCCAUUAGGUGGGAGAAGCGUUUCGUGACUGCCAAUCUACGACUUUCUUCUGCGGAGGGGAGGUCGGUGGGCUCAUCUUCUGGAAUAGGGCUUUUAGAAGCAUUUUCUGGAGCCGAAGCUGUAUCCGCUGUAUCCAGAGAGGAAGCUGAUGGUGUGUUGGAUAUCGGAUUCGAUUGCGAAGAGUUCGGUGGUGGUUUGGGAGAAUCGGCAAAGUGCCGUACGUGUGUUCGGAUUCUACAUUGUAAACAGGUGGUUGGGCGCAGCGAGGACCGACUGGGAAUUCGCAGCGAUUGUCUGGUUGUUGAAGAGGCAAUUGAGUCGAAGAAGAGCCUUGGGACGAAUCGAGCCAGUGGCUGCAUGGCCGGUGUCCCUUCUUCGAGUUGUGGUCGGGCAGGGAAAGGAUGAGUGGUGUUGAACCUGGGCGAG
Molecule: messenger RNA, 4652 nt
Organism: Cadophora gregata
Lineage: Eukaryota; Fungi; Ascomycota; Leotiomycetes; Helotiales; Ploettnerulaceae
Exons: 8
Coding region: 144-3173 (1009 amino acids)
Biological process (GO): carbohydrate metabolic process
Cellular component (GO): vacuole
Molecular function (GO): beta-galactosidase activity
Source: RefSeq, a predicted model, not a curated record